Rotaria sp. Silwood1 is the source of this 3060-nucleotide messenger RNA. The record is from the annotation of a GenBank genome assembly. Lineage: Eukaryota; Metazoa; Rotifera; Eurotatoria; Philodinida; Philodinidae.
AUGUCGAACGGAAUGUGCUAUCCAUUUCCAAAUCAUAAUGAUCCGAACGAUAUGAAUAGUUCGACUUUAACUCAGUCGGAAAAAUGUAUCUAUCUGGUUAAGUGUGCUUUGUCACGUGGCUUUGAACGCGAUUGUCCAUGUAAUCAAAACAAUUGUUCGAUAUUGAUGAAAGAAAUUUGCGAACAAGAUUAUGUUAUCUAUCCUGAUGGUGCUUUGUAUGCACCCCAUCUUUUUCAUCAAUAUCGAAUCGAUCGUGAUUGGCACGCAAUUGUACCGGACUUGGCUAGAAUGAAUGGAUGUAUCCAGUGCCGUGGCUAUCGUGUGUGUCAUUCGAUGUUGGACAAUAUCAAAUUUUUCCAUCAAUUAUUUCGUGCAGCUGAUGUGAUCGCUUGCAAAUAUGUCGAAUAUGCGGACAAUACAUCGAGACUACAAAAGGACAAAUAUUGUUGGAAUGAUUCGCAAACAUUCAAUGGUUAUCCUUAUAAAAUAGCUGAUGUUUGUUCUAUAUCGAAAGAAUGUAUUUCCAAAUAUCGACUUUUGGAUCAAGCUGCAAACUGUAUGGACGUUAUGGAUGAGAAAGUCAUCGAUUAUAAAUGUGACGUUAAUAUUAGAAAGCAUCGUUUUCAAUGUUCAUCGAAUGAUUCAAAGUGUUUGCCUGUGUGGCGCUUAGGAAAUAGAGAAAAGGAUUGUCUCAAUGAUUUCGAUGAAUUUGUCUAUGGAUUGAGUUAUCCACUAAAUCGAAUAGAUUGUAAACGAUCGAAUGAUAUCGGUUGUCAGAGAAUUCGACUGUACAUUAGUCAAUCUUCAUCAAUGAAGACAAACGAAUCUUUAUUGAAUUUACCAAAUGAACCCAUGUUGUCAGUUCAAAUUCCGUUUCGUUAUUUUUGCAAUAGCUAUUGGGAUCUUUCGUCGAAAAUCGACGAGUCAUCAACGUACUGUCAACAGUGGAUUUGUUCAACAAGUGAUUUUCAAUGUGGAACUGGUCAGUGUAUAUUGAUUGAUUAUGUUUGUGAUGGAGAAAUCGAUUGUUCAGAUGGUUCAGAUGAACAAGCCAUUUUUCUUUUGAUCGAUCAUAUGUCUGAGCACAAUCGUCAACUAGGAAGUAAUUUGUCAACGAAAGUCGAACAAUGUCAUCAGAUGUACGAUCAUAAACAACCAUUCGAUAAAUUUUGUGAUUUUCAAUAUGAAUUUCCUUGCCUUUUAAACAAUGUAACUGAUCCAACAGAUAUAUUUACGAAUCGGCCAUGUAUUAAUCUAACUCAGAUUGGUGAUGACAUUGCCAAUUGUUAUGGUGCACUUGAUGAAUCGAAUACAUUCGAAGACUGUCAGGGAAAUAUGAAAGGGUAUAGUUUUCGUUGUAAUAGUGCAUUGGCAUUAUCUUUAUGUAUGGCUUAUGCAUAUCUUUGCGAAAAUCGUUGUAAAAAUCGUGAUGACCAACCAAUUUGUUUUUAUCGUUCAACAAUUGGAAAUUGCAGUGCUCCGACAGAUGUCACAUGUCUAAAUAGUGCACAAUGCAUUAAAGGAGGUCGAUGCGAUGGUUCACUAGAUUGUCCGUAUGAUGAAGAUGAAUUUUGGUGUCCUAGAACCACUGGCAAUUUUGAAAAGUCUUACUAUCGACAAAUAAAACAUCGUAACGAUGUAGAUAGAACUUUUGAUCUUCAUAUUCCAUCCUAUCCACAAUCGCAUCGUUUAUCAGUCGAUUUUCAACGUUUACAAACAACUAUUCGAACCAAGAAAUUUGGUCGAACAGUUCUACAAUAUGAAUCCAUAUUGCGCGAUAGUUUUUGGUGCAAUCGAGGUGUUGCUGUCCAUGUCAAUGAUGCUAUCGAAUGUUUUUGUCCACCGACGUACUAUGGAAAGCGAUGUGAAUAUUUUAGUGAUCGAAUCACCGUUGUAACACAUCUCGACCUUUCACAUUUUCAAUUUGACAUUGCUAUGAACAACGACACAAAUGUGUUCAUCAAAAUCUUAGUUACUCUUCGUCACGAAUACAACAUUCUUGACUGGCAUGAAUUUCAUGUACAAUCACUAAUUGAAAUAAAUGAACCUGUCAAACAUAAGUUUCACCUAUUGUGUAGUCGUAGUCCAUUACAUUUAAAAAUAAAACAAGAACGACAAACAUCUCGACAAAAAAUUUUCCAUGAACAUCCAUAUUCGAUUCGUUUUGAAGCAUUUGAAUUACAAACAAAUCAAACAAUUGUCGAAUUGGGAGCUUGGCAUUAUCCGAUCUAUUUUGAUUUCUUACCAUCGUUUCGCUUUGCCACUAUGCUACGAUUUCCAAGCGAUUAUAAUAAUGUUUCCAUUGAUUCAUGUCGCAGACAUCGUUGUCAACGUAAUUCAAUCUGUCGACCACUGUUCUCGACGAAGAAUUUGUAUUAUUGCUCAUGUAAACAAGGAUACUACGGUCAAUACUGUCAAUUUUACAAUGACCAAUGUUCUGUAUAUUGUUCACCAUCAUCACUAUGCAAAGGUGAUUACUUUAUUCAAAGUCAUGGACUAGAACAACCAUUGUGUAUCUGUCCACGUGAUCGAUACGGACCACGUUGUCAUCUUCGUUUCAAUUCGUUUUGUUCGAAAGAUCGCUGUCAAAACAAUGGUACCUGUUUGUAUACAUACGAUUGGAGUGGUGAAACACACUAUCGUUGUGUUUGUCAAAAUCACUUCUAUGGAAAUGUAUGUGAUCUUGAAAAAGUUCCUAUUAAUAUACGACUAAGUACGAUAGAAAACGUUCGAGCAACGACCAUUCAGUUUUAUGAAAUCAAUAAACAAUCUUUUCAACUUGAUAUUGUACAUCAAACCGUUCAAUCGGGUCUUGCUGAAUAUAUCUAUUAUAAGCACAUAGGUGAAGUUGUACCACCACUUUGUUUGCUGAAAUUCUAUGAUGACUUAUUUUCAUUUCGAUAUUUUAUCGGUUACUUUUGGCUAUCUGUUAAUACAAUCAACAUAACAAGGAAUCCAUGGUUUUGUCCUAAAGCGAACACCUAUAUUGAGAAAUUAAACAUAAGUAAGUGUUCAUCGACAAAGAACUUUUUCUUACUACUUUUACUACCCAUUUCAUAA